Messenger RNA from Daldinia childiae, 450 nucleotides. Its product is annotated as putative snoal-like polyketide cyclase family protein. The coding region runs from base 1 to 450 and encodes 149 amino acids. Lineage: Eukaryota; Fungi; Ascomycota; Sordariomycetes; Xylariales; Hypoxylaceae. The transcript has 3 exons. The record is from RefSeq and is a predicted model, not a curated record.
AUGCGCGCCUCUACUCUGUUUGCCGUUGUGUCGGCACCUCUCAUGACACUAGCCGUCCCAGUUGUCAUUGAACGACAAGGAACCUCUAAGUUCUGCACGCGAAUCACGCCAGCGCCCUCUGCAGAGGAGACCGAGAAGAGGUUCAAUGAAUUCGCCGAUCUUUUCCUGGUUAAGAAAGAUGUUUACAAGGCUUUUGAAUAUAUUCUUCCUGAAUAUAUUAAUCACAACCCCCUCGCUGAAGACGGAGCUCAGAACGCUUUGGACAUCCUCGGUCCGAUCUGGGGAAACCAGUCGAUAACAGUUCUCCGUACUAAAUUUGGGGGUGAGAUGUCCUGGCUUAACUACAAGAACUCCUUUGGCGAGAUUGUGGAUCGAUUCCGCUGGGAAGAUGGUUGUAUUAUUGAGCACUGGGAUCAAGGAGAGACAUUCCCAACUUCUUGUAGUACUUAG